AUGUAAGAAUGUAAUCUGCAGACAGCAGCGUGCCUCACGUUGUAUGUAAAGCGAAAGCAAAUAGAAUAGCCUGAAGAUUGACAUUGGAUUUAUUGAAUUUUCUCCUGAGAUACGUACUCGGUUGUUUUAACUUUUCAUUAAAAAAGGUGUGAUAUUGGUAGGCUAUUUAAAUCAAGAUAUUCAUCUAAUGCAAUCGUUUCAUUGCCUGCAGCAAGCACCCUACUGCAAUGGGGAUUCCCCGGCGUAAGGACGCAACACACUCUUGAGCUUAAACAAUGUUCACAGCACAAACAUUGUUAAAAGUCUUCAUGUCUACAUGUGUCCGAUAGUAAAACCCGAGUACAAUUGUGGGCAUUGUCACAAUUCAAGUGCCGCUUUUCCUUAAUUUACAAUGACAAUAAAUGUGUGUAAGGGUUGCCCCUUGUUGACCACUGCAUUGCAGUAGCACAGGGGGAUUUCUGAAAAGGCAUAUUGUACAGUACGUUGAACGGUACUACAGCGGACUACAGCGUAAAAUAAUCGAGAAGCUUCACUUCUGUCGGUAUUUGAUGGAUUCAAAUGUAAAUUGGUAAUUCGAUUUUACAGUUUGGCUCCACUUAAUGUUUUGUGGUCCACAUCUGGGGGCUUGGGGAGGUUUGACCCCGCUGAUUAAGACUUGGAUCCCCCCCCAAAAGAGGUAAAAAGGUCGGGGGUCGAUACAUUUAUAUAUUGUUCUUACCUGUAAUCGUAAAUAUUACUUAACAACCUGGAAAAUAAGUUGUCAUUGUAUAAUUCGCACUCUGUCAAGCGAAUGGGGCCCAUGCAUUCCACCAACUUGUUAUCUUGUCAGUCUGUCUAGAUUGAACAUAGAAAAUGACCACAGAGGAAAGUGAUUGCUGCGGCCUAUGGGAACUCUCCCGGCAGAAUUCCGGAGCGACAGGGUCCUGGGAAUCUGACCUGGGUCCAGUUCAGCACACUUUGAAAUUUGUGAAGAACCUGGAGGAGCAGUAUGUGUGUCCUGUCUGCAAGGGUGUAGUCUUCAACCCGCAUCAGUCUGGCUGUGGUCACAUCUUCUGCCACCACUGCAUUCAAGGGAUACUGGAGGGUUCUGGAAUGAAUCCAGUCUGCCCUUUGGAUGGAGGUUUGAUUAAAUCUAAUGAGGUUUUCCAAGACAAUUGCUGCAAAAGGGAAAUAUCAAAUUUAGAAGUCUACUGCACAAACUCUCCUAACUGCUCUUGUAGAAUUACCUUAUGUCGAUUGCAAGAACACCUCAAAGCUUGUCAGUACGAGUUGCUGCAAUGUUCCAAUACAGGUUGCUCUGAGGUCAUGCAGCGGCGGGACCUCCAAGAACACCUUAGGAUCAGCUGCACACAUCGCAUGGAAUCUUGUCAACACUGCAAAAAGCCAUACAUGUUCUGUCAACUCAAGGACCAUGAGAUGACCACGUGCCUGGAGGUAGAAAUUGAGUGUCCCAACAAAUGCUACCAGAAGAUUAAAAGAUGCAAGGUCACAGAGCACAUUGAUGAGUGUCCAGAGGUGGAGACAGACUGUGUUUAUGCAAAAUUUGGCUGCUCAGUUCGGGACAAGAGAGCUGAAGUUCGAGUCCAUGAGGAAACGGCCCGUAAUCACCAUGUGCUUCUCGUUUUGGAAAGCAAUACCAAAUUAGAAAAAAAAAUGGAAGUCGUCCAACAGGAGGUGCUGUUUAGAAACCAGGUGCUCCAGGAGAACAGCCAGAUUGUCAGCAGUCUGGAAAAAGAGGUUAGGCCUCUGGCCCAGCAUGUUAGCAGGUGCGACCAGACCCUAACUGCAGUGCAGAGAUCUCUGAACGAGCAAAGGGACCAAAUCUCCAGUGUCAGACUCCAGCUUCAGGAGCUGUCCAGGAUGUUCAGCCCUGGCAUGGCCCAGGAGGGCCUGAGUUAUCUGAAAACCUCUCUGGACUCACUGAAACAGCAGGUGUCCACCACCGAAGGCCUCAAAGACCACCUGGUGGCUCUGGAGGAGAACUACAAGCGUCAUUCUCGCCUCCUGGACAUUCACACAGCUCAGCUUGAACGCAAUGAAGAACGCUUCAAGGAGCUCGAGUCCACCUCAUACGACGGGAAACUCAUCUGGAAGAUCCGUGACUUCCGCAAGAAAAAGUCUGGAGUCCAGGGCCUCCAACCAUGCUUUUGUAGUGUGCCGUUCCAUACUGGCCGUUGUGGAUACAAAAUGGCUGUCAAAGCCUACCUGAAUGGGGAUGGGGAUGGUAAAGGCAGUCAUUUGUCCCUCUAUGUGGUCCUCAUGCGGAGCGACUUUGACCCACUCCUUCAAUGGCCCUUCCGACAGACCGUUUCCCUUUCGGUCUUGGACCAGAGUGGGGCCAACAACCACUACACCCACAAUUUACGUCCUGACCCAGCCUGUAACAGCUUCCAGCGCCCCAGCUCAGAUGUCGCUGCCAACGUUGCCUCAGGCUUCCCGCGCUUUAUCUCACACGCCCAGCUGGAGGCACCCAAAACCGCAGUCUACAUCAGAGAAGACACACUCUUUGUAAAGGUCAAAGUUGAUACAACAGGUUUAGAUGACUUGUAGAUCUGUUUGGUCAGACCUACUUCAUCUUGCUCAAUUAUGCUUUUUCUGGGGGCAAACUAACUGUGUGAAGAAUCUUAAAAAGGGAAUUACUGAUGUGUGUACAUGUUUUUAUUUAGUAAUUUUGUGAACUUAGCUAUUUAUCCUGUCAGCCAGACUGAAGAUUUUAAAGGAACAUGCAUGUUAUUUGACAGGAUAACUCAGGGAUUUGAAUGUUAAGUAUUAAAAAACUGAAUUGAGUUUAUAAAACUUUUUUUUCUUUCUCAAAUGUAGUAAAUGCUAAACUUCCUGCUACUCUUAAUUUUCAUUAAGAGAGAAUACGUUCGUCCCCUCAAUGCUUUAAAGAUCACAAAACUUUGGUUUACUUGUUUUCUUAGUGAUAUGAAGCUUAUGCUGCUGCUUUUGCAGUUGCUCCUCACAGGAUGAAUGUGUAACAGUUAUAAGUGUUUACCUUUUCCACUGGUCUGGUGACUUGUUCACUGGCUGCUCUAGCUUGAAAAACAAUAUUACUUUCUCCAAAGGUAAUUUCAGCUGAAACAAGUCAUAUACAUUAGUCAAGUGUGACAUAUUUUUUUUUGUGAUGAACAUGAUUUUUAAGCAAUGUUUUUCUUUAGCAAUAAAAAUACA
Molecule: messenger RNA, 3174 nt
Organism: Hypomesus transpacificus
Lineage: Eukaryota; Metazoa; Chordata; Actinopteri; Osmeriformes; Osmeridae
Gene: traf5
Product: Tnf receptor-associated factor 5
Exons: 10
Coding region: 853-2550 (565 amino acids)
Biological process (GO): positive regulation of JNK cascade; tumor necrosis factor-mediated signaling pathway; protein K63-linked ubiquitination
Cellular component (GO): plasma membrane signaling receptor complex
Molecular function (GO): zinc ion binding; thioesterase binding
Source: RefSeq, a predicted model, not a curated record